Procambarus clarkii (red swamp crayfish) is the source of this 855-nucleotide messenger RNA. The record is from RefSeq and is a predicted model, not a curated record. NCBI's taxonomy places the organism in Eukaryota, Metazoa, Arthropoda, Malacostraca, Decapoda, Cambaridae.
AUGGGGCCCGUCACCCCCCGCCCGCAGGCUGGGGCGAUCAUGGGGCCCGUCACCCCCCGCCCGCAGGCUGGGGCGAUCAUGGGGCCCGUCACCCCCCGCCCGCAGGCUGGGGCGAUCAUGGGGCCCGUCACCCCCCGCCCGCAGGCUGGGGCGAUCAUGGGGCCCGUCACCCCCCGCCCGCUGGCUGGGGCGGUCAUGGGGCCCGUCACCCCCCGCCCGCUGGCUGGGGCGAUCAUGGGGCCCGUCACCCCCCGCCCGCUGGCUGGGGCGGUGAUGGGGCCCGUCACCCCCCGCCCGCAGGCUGGGGCGAUCAUGGGGCCCGUCACCCCCCGCCCGCUGGCUGGGGCGGUCAUGGCUCCCGUCACCCCCCGCCCGCAGGCUGGGGCGGUCAUGGGGCCCGUCACCCCCCGCCCGCAGGCUGGGGCGGUCAUGGGGCCCGUCACCCCCCGCCCGCAGGCUGGGGCGGUGAUGGGGCCCGUCACCCCCCGCCCGCAGGCUGGGGCGAGUGGAACCACUCCUCCACAGAGUGGAACCACUCCUCCACAGAGUGGAACCACUCCUCCACAGAGUGGAACCUCUCCUCCACAGAGUGGAACCACUCCUCCACAGAGUGGAACUACUCCUCCACUGAGUGGAACCACUCCUCCACAGAGUGGAACCACUCCUCCACAGAGUGGAACCACUCCUCCACAGAGUGGAACCUCUCCUCCACAGAGUGGAACCACUCCUCCACAGAGUGGAACCACUCCUCCACAGAGUGGAACCUCUCCUCCACAGAGUGGAACCACUCCUCCACAGAGUGGAACCACUCCUCCACAGAGUGGAACCACUCCUCCACAGAGUGCAAACCAAUAA